AUGCCCAAGAAAUCCCACUCCCAGAAACAACAACAGCAACACCAGCAACAACAAGCAUCCCAAGACACCUCAUCCUCCAAAAUGCCCCCCUCCCCCAAACCCACCAACGUCGACCCCUCCGCUCCGUCGUCGUACGCCAACGUAGCCCACGUCGACCAGCACACGCCGCACGACGUGCCGCCGUCGCCGCCGCAGAGCACCAUCGACGACGAGAAGGAGCGGCUGCAGCAGCAGGGGUACGAGCUGGUGGGGCGGGCGAUCGAGGCGUACCCGCCGGGCAAGUCGUACGCGACGGGCAUCGAGGAGGCGCCGCUGACGCUCGAGCACUCGCCCUACAUCCCCGGCGACAACGAGCCGCUGCUGGACCCGGGCACGGCGCGCGCGACGACGGCCGCCAGUAAAGAAGCGCCGAAUGGGACGGUCGAUGGUGGGUGGGCGAGGAAGCAUCAGGAUAAGACUGUCCUCCAACAGCACGUCCACUACUUCGACGCGGACCAAGACGGCGUCAUCUGGCCGCGCGACACGUACAUCGGGUGCCGGAAGUGGGGGUGGUCGCUGCCGCUGUCGGCCAUCGUCGCGGCCAUCAUCCACGGCGCGCUGUCGUACCCGACCGUCCCCUCUAUCGUGCUGCCCGACCCCUUCCUGCGCAUCUGGGUGGCUCGCGUGCACAAGCAGAAGCACGGCGGCAGCUCCGACACGUACGACAAUGAGGGCCGCUUCCGUCCGCAGCAGUUCGAGGACAUCUUCGCCAAGUACGAUGAGAACGAUAAGGGCGGGCUGGAUGUAUGGGAUCUGGUGAGGCUGUGGAGGGGGCAGAUGCUGUUGUUUGAUUUCUUUGGGGCGCUGGCGACGGCUUUGGAGUGGUUCGCGGCUUACCUUCUUCUCUGGCCCGACGACGGCAUCUUGCGCAAGGACGAAGUCAGGCGCAUCUACGAUGGCAGCAUCUUCCAGCACAAAGCCGACGAGUAUGCCAGCAAGAAGCGCAAGCAGCAGAAGCAAGGGGGUGCUGGAAGGAACUUGAGGAAGCAGGCUGGCGCUUGGUGGUCUCAGACUUCGGCCAAGGCUGCUUAA
Molecule: messenger RNA, 1071 nt
Organism: Lasiodiplodia theobromae
Lineage: Eukaryota; Fungi; Ascomycota; Dothideomycetes; Botryosphaeriales; Botryosphaeriaceae
Product: Caleosin domain containing protein
Exons: 3
Coding region: 1-1071 (356 amino acids)
Molecular function (GO): monooxygenase activity; calcium ion binding
Source: RefSeq, a predicted model, not a curated record